AUGCUGGGCGGGGCGGCGGGGGGCGCCCGCUCCCGCCCGCCCACUGACCUGCAAGGUGUCACGAGGUUUCCGUUGUAUUCCUUGUUUCCCAAUCAAGGCGGCAGGUCUACACAAAUUCAUAAAGUAACGGAGAGUUUGUUCUCUACUUCGUUGUCAACGUUCGGCGUGCCCACACCGCCGCCCAACUCUCCAUAUUCUCCGCUGCAGCUAGAGUUACUCAAUUGCGCGCAGAGAGUGCUCGUCACUGAUAAGGAUAUUAAUAAGAUGGAUGAAAGUAAGAUAGGUAAGUGCUUAUCCGAGUCCAUGUGCUGUCCAGACCAGAGGUUACUUGACGGCGUUAACGUGAUGCAGCCUCUAACUAUCAAGACCGAACAGGCGAAGCGGACUUGUAACACUUGUCUCACUAAUUCGCCUAAAAAGGUCAUACACACAGACGGUGGGUGCAGUCGCACUAACCCUGUGACCUGGCUCGGAGUCGCGGGCCAGAAUCUAGUGCAAGUGAAGCGUGAGCCACAGCAUAUGCACGUGUCUGAGCUAGUAGCAGUCAAACUGGAGCAAGCAUCGCCGGGGAACAAGCCAGAGCAACCGCCUAUACCCUCGUCCUUAAAUAAUGGCUCCAUUCCCGUCGGGAUCGCGGUCGCUAGGCAAAGAGUGGGCGACGCUGGCAUCUACGCAGCACUUUCACAGAAGGAUAAUCAACGAUUACACGAUAUUGACACGGCGCAGGCGGCCAUGACGGUGGGCGUGGCUAACGUGCUGUGCGACGAUCGCCCCGCCCCUCUGGCGUGGCCCACCCCCGCGCCGCCCGCCGCGCCCCUCUGGCAGUACCCAGCUCAAGUAUCAAUGGAGAGUAUGAUGGUGGGAGGCGUGGGAUCAGUCGGCGUCGGUUCCAUGGGAAGUGGGGUUUCCUCGGGAUACCAAGUGGUACGCGAGCCGUCAUCAGGAACAAUCCUAUUGCUGCCUACACCAGAGUUACCACAUGCACUCGUCUGGGGAGGAGUUCCGUAUCCCUCGGCUCCCCUCCUCCUACCUCCCGCCCCACAUCCUUCUCAUCAUCUCCAACUUCUACCAGGAGACCUUCUGGCGUCUACCGCCACGUUACAACACACUCAUACUCAUUCCACCAGACUCGUUACUCUUGCUCCAGCGCCUCCUCAACCUCAUCCUCAACACACAGUUGACAAAAGGAAACCAAUUAUCCAGCCCAUUAUCCCACCAAUAAUCCCACCACAUACCCUCAUCAAAAUAGAACCUGGGCAGCAAGAAAAGCCCCCAACGUUUGCCCCGGAACCAGUACAACAGCCGAUAUUGACUACACAUUUGUAUUAUCAGCCUGACUUUUCCGAACAAGCGUGUCGAAGUCAGGCCACAUCGCCUGCAGCACCUCCUACACCGCCUCCCGAGGCCCCUGAAGUCCCGGCACAUAAAGAUGCUUCAAAUCAAACUGAUCACAUUGAGGAUGAAGAUGAAUCCCCAAAUCAUGCAGAUGAGGAUGAACGGGAUGUAGCAUGUGUCGGUGUCGCACAUUCGCCGGAAGAUCAAAAUGUAAUGCAAAUGCAAACGUUACAAACGUCUUCGAUAGAUAGUGCUGAAGAGUCCUCUUCAGAAAGUCUUGCAGCAUCAUCACUUGCGGUAGAAAAAGCGAUUGAUGCGAUCGAAAGGGAUGAAACUAUAGACAAUUCUAGUGGAGGCUCUCAUGAGCUGGUCAUAGACACAACACGAUCGUCCACUCCGCCUCAGGCGAUCCCGCAACCACAGACAAGGCCACUGGACUGCAGCGGAUUAGAAUUAUUAUCAAAUUUAAGUAUUGAGUUUGAACGAACUACUCCGGGAAAUAAUAUGCCUAACUUAGAACCUUCGCCUUUAACAAUUGACACAAGAACUGCAACAAAAUUAAGCAUAAUGAAAACCUCACCUAAAUCUCCACCACGUAAUGAUGUGGAUCCGAUGAAUGACCAAGGACAGUCUAUUGACCGACUUAGUUUAUUAUGUGCUUUAGCCGAACAAAGGAUUAGGGAAGAAGUAAAAGAAGUCCCACCAGUAAAUUUGCCGUCAACAUCUCGACCAUAUAUCAAAACCGAACCACUUCUUAGUCCCACUGAAAUAGAAAGAGAUGUUUCUGAACCGAAAAAAGAAAGACAAAAUAGGGAAGAUUCAUCUAAUGAAAGAAGAAGAAAGAGAAGUCGUGACAGAGAAGAACGAUUACGACAUAAAUUAGAAAAAAUGAGACGACACAAACGUGAAAGGAAAGACGAUGAAGAGGAAGAAGGAGGUGAAUUAGAAGCAAGCUUACGUCGCGUAACGGCGUGCUCUUGUGGUUUGACAAAUUGCUCACAUUCCUCUGGCGUGACUUCAGCGCACGAUCUUGUUAAUGCAAUAGAAAAAGACAUGCGAGAGCGUUUACAAGAUUUACAAAGACAGUGUGAUGAAAAGAGAGCACAGUUAAAUGCCUUAACACCACCUUUACCAGCUUUAUCGACACCAUCAACUCCAUGCACUCCCGCUCUCUCACCAGACUCAGACAGGGGAUCGUCCAAAAAACGUAAAGUUGGGCGACCAAGAAAAGUUUCAAGUCCGGACUCUACUGAGACUAUUGUUGCAAAAAAACCUAAAUCCAAGAGCAGUCUUGUUGGCUACUUGCUAGCAAAGGGCAAAUUGAAAGGAAAUAUUUUGUACUCAAAAGGUGAACAAUCGCGAGAAGAUAUUAACAGGACAAGUAAAGUUCGACCUAAACUGAAAGCAGAACCAAUUGUCAAGAUGUAUUCUGAAGAAGAAGAACAAGAAUGGGGCCUUAAUAGAUCAGCUAGUUCUUCAAUGGAAAGUCUUAAUGAGGUUCGUCAGAAAAAUAGGGAGAAAGUGGACCGGCUAGCGAGAAAACAUUCAAGAGAUGACCUCUCAGAAAUAGAGUUGGCUAUUCGACGAGCGAGUGCGUCCAGUGAUAGCGAUAAAGAACGACGUCGUGCGAAAAAGAGACGAAAGAGCACGAAAUCAAAAGAAAGAAAAGAUGAAGAAGUGAAAGACACGCAGACAGAGAGUGCACCUCAACCUCAAGUUAUUUCAAAAUGUACAUUAACAGAGGAUAAAUUAGAUUUAUCACCGCGAGUGCUCACAGCUAGGGGUGGUUUGUUCUACGCGGGGAAGUUAAGUGCAGUCCAAGCGCCAGAUGUAUACGCUAUAACAUUGGAUGGCGAGAGGGGAAACAAGCCUCAUAUACUAUCGAGAGAGGAAACUUUAAAAGAUGCAAUACUCGAAGUAAGUCCAACAUCGGUAUCAGAGUUACCUUCUGGCACGCGAGUAUGCGCGUACUGGUCUCAACAGUAUCGGUGUUUAUAUCCUGGAACUGUGGCUGUGUCUUCACCAGACCCUCAUGAUGAUAAGUUUGUUGCUGUCGAAUUCGAUGAUGGGGACUCUGGGAGGAUAGCCAUCGAGGAUAUCAGGUUCUUGGAGCCGAACUACCCAGUUGUUGAAUACGAAAACACAUUGUUCACGCUCGGAAAAAGACGGCGGAACACGAGUAUGACAGAAGAUAAAAAGACAGCCGCGUCCACCAGCAAUGAAAUAAAACCCGACACACAACCGACAGACACACAGACUCAAAACGAAGAAGAAGACAGACAUAGAGACAGAAAGAAACUUAAAAAGCUCAGAAAAGAGAAGUUAAGACGCUUAACAAGCGAAGAUGAUCCGUCAUCUAUGGAAUAUGUGAAGAAGAAGAAAAAGAAGCACAAGUGUUGUGAAGAACAUUGUAAACACAGAAGACAUCACAAAAAACAUCACAGAAAACACAAAAAACGACACCACUCAAGCUGCAAAGAACAUUCUUCAUCAUCUGGUGACGAUCACAGACAAAAGUCAUCAUCAGAUUAUAUCGAUUCAAACAAAUCUAAUGAAGACUCAGUCGAUUCAAACGACAGGUUAUCAACGUUGAUAGCUGUUGAGAAAUCGCCAGAAGAAAAGAUGAAGACUGUUAUUAAAAAGGCAGUGUUGUCUAAGAAGAGUUUGGUUAAGAACGCGGUACUAGAUUUCAGCAAUAUAGGCAAGAUUGCUUUAAAGAAAGAUUCAGAAACUAAAGACAAUUUGAAAGAUAGUGGCAUAGGAUUGGAGGAAGACGCUCCGUCCACUUCUACUACUGCUACUGCUGUGGAGUUAUCUAAGAAGAAAACAAAGAAACGCACAGUGUCGUCGACGUCGUCGGACGGCGGCGGCGGCGGCGCCGGCGUCAGCAAGAUGGCGGCGUUCCUGCCGGGCGGCGCGCUGUGGCACUGGCGCGGGCCCGCCUACCGCCGCACGGCGCGCCCGCGGCAUCGCAAGCUGUUCUACAGGGCCAUACAGCGGGGCGAGGAGGUGUUGAACGUGGGUGAAGCUGCAGUAUUCCUAUCGACGGGUCGCGCAGACAGACCUUACAUCGGUCGUAUCGCAGCCCUCUGGGAGGCGCGCGGGGCGAUGGCAGUGCGAGUGCACUGGUUCUACCACCCCGAAGAGACUGUUGGUUGCGAGGCUUUGGAGUAUCCUGGCGGUCUCUUCGAAUCUCCCCACACGGACGAGAACGACGUGCAAACAAUAUCGCAUAAAUGCGAAGUGUUACCACUGGCACAAUACAAGGAACGUAUGGGCGACGACCCCGUCAAGUACAGCACUGUGUACGAUAACAACGACGUGUACUACCUUGCGGGACACUACGACCCGACGCAGCAAACGCUGAGAAUGGAACCCGAUAUACCCGUAGUGAAAACCGCC
Molecule: messenger RNA, 4737 nt
Organism: Brenthis ino (lesser marbled fritillary)
Lineage: Eukaryota; Metazoa; Arthropoda; Insecta; Lepidoptera; Nymphalidae
Source: the annotation of a GenBank genome assembly